AAUUUUUAACACGUUGUGGUAUCAUAUGUUAACAGUCUAGCCAAAAUGCUAAAUGAAAUUUUAUUAAAAACAUUUGACGAUGGAAAAACCAUCAAUUGUAUCGUAGAAGGACACAAACUCAAUUGCAGUGGGAUUAUAUAUGUCGAAGAAGAAGAUCCGUUAACUUAUACAGACAAAUGGUUUUGGAUAUAUUUGGGGAUUUAUGUUGGUUUGGUUCUCAUCGCUGGAUUAGUAAGUGGUUUGACAAUGGGUUUACUUUCUUUGGACAUGCUAAGUUUAAAUGUUUUAGCUUCAGGUGGGAAGCCAAAAGAAAGAAAAUAUGCUAAAAAAAUUAUACCACUUGUGAAGCGACAUCAUUUACUACUUGUAACAUUGCUUUUAACAAAUGCUGCCGCUGUGGAAAGCAUGCCAUUAUUCUUAGAUCGUAUUUCUGACCCUGUCACCGCAAUAGUUGUAUCCGUAACAGCAGUAUUAAUUUUUGGAGAAGUACUUCCUCAAGCCUUAUGCACAAGAUUUGGUCUUGCAAUUGGAUCAGCACUUUCACCCGUGGUGAAAUUCCUAAUGCUUAUCACUUUACCAAUAUCAUGGCCAUUAUCUAAAUUCCUGGAUUGUAUACUCGGUGGUGAUCAUUCAACGUUUUUCAGAAGAGCAGAAUUAAGUAUUCUGGUAGAUCUCCAUCAACAGCUUGAUGCAGAAAAUGAGGACCCACUGUCAAAAGAUGAAGUGAUGAUAAUUAAGGGUGCGUUGUCGAUGAGAGACAAAUUAGCUCGACAAGCUUAUACACCAAUUGAAAAGUUGUUCGCUUUGAAUAUAGAUGGAGUAAUGGAUGAACAGACAAUGGAAGAGAUACUCAAUACUGGACAUUCACGAAUCCCUGUCUAUGAAGGAGACAAAAAUCAUCUUCUUGGAAUUUUACUUGUAAAACGAUUAAUAAAGCUUGAUCCAGAUGAGAAAAUACCUAUACGGGAAGUGUUUCAAAAGGAGAAAAGGGAUUUACCAAGAAUAGUUGAAACAGCUCCGUUAUUUGAUCUUCUUAACCAGUUUCAAAUGGGAAGAAGCCACAUGUGUUGUGUUACAAGUAGUGAUGAUGCUGAUAUGGCCAUAGGAAUUAUAACUUUGGAAGAUGUAAUUGAAGAAUUAAUACAGGAAGAGAUACUUGACGAAACUGAUUUAGACGUUAUGCGAAGAUUAAGUAUUGCCGGGGCCAUAGCUGUCAGAAGAAGGACAAUGGAUGCAUUAUAUCGAGGUGCAUCACCUCGAAACAGUCCAAGAGAUGGCGGUUGGGGAGAAACAAUUCAGGAAACUGAUGAAGAAGAAUAUGCAGACGUAUCAGAUUCUGAUACUCGAGCUUUAAUCCCAUGAAAUACAGUAGAGACUACUUUUCCUUACCAAAAACAUUCCUAAGUACAAUUGCCUAUAAACGAAACAAACUAAAUUAUUGAAACAAUAGAGCAGUAUACAAAUUUCAAUAUCUCUACAUUGAAUGAAAGGUCAUGUUAUGUACAGUUGAUUCCUCGUAAUUUUACUGAAAUCUAAUUUCGCUAGUUUUUACCUUUUAUCUGUAGUGUUUUUAUUUUAAUCAUGCAUUGCACUCAUUGUCAUUCUAUAUUUAUUCUUUUCUUACCUGAUAUUAGAAAUGAAGCGUUGAUGCUUUGUACGAAAUAUAUAGAACCGUGUACAAUUGUUA
This is a messenger RNA of Styela clava, 1687 nucleotides long. RefSeq lists its product as uncharacterized. NCBI's taxonomy places the organism in Eukaryota, Metazoa, Chordata, Ascidiacea, Stolidobranchia, Styelidae. Gene Ontology annotation, cellular component: cytoplasm. Gene Ontology annotation, biological process: intracellular manganese ion homeostasis; magnesium ion homeostasis. The record is from RefSeq and is a predicted model, not a curated record.